Messenger RNA from Ziziphus jujuba (common jujube), 1004 nucleotides. Its product is annotated as sesquiterpene synthase 2-like. The record is from RefSeq and is a predicted model, not a curated record. Gene Ontology annotation, molecular function: terpene synthase activity; magnesium ion binding. The coding region runs from base 54 to 830 and encodes 258 amino acids. Lineage: Eukaryota; Viridiplantae; Streptophyta; Magnoliopsida; Rosales; Rhamnaceae. The transcript is spliced from 4 exons.
UUUUUGAACCCCAAUAUUCCCUUGCAAGAGAGUUAGUUACCAAAGUAAUAGCCAUGACUUCCAUCAUAGAUGAUACCUUUGAUGCUCAUGGUACAUACGAAGAAAUCAAACUCUUUACGGAAGCAGUCAUAAGGUGGGAUAUUAGUGCCAAAGAUGUUCUUCCAGAUUACAUGAAAUUGAUAUAUCAGACAAUUUUGGACACUUAUAGUCAAUUGGAGGAGCAUAUUGACAAGGAAGGAAGAUCUUAUGGUUUAGCUUAUGCGAAACAAGCAAUGAAAGAAUUAGUCCAAGCCUAUUUUGCUGAAGUUGAUCGGUUUCAUAAGUACACUCCAAGGGUGGAGGAAUACAUAUGCAAUGGCGAAGUAAGUGCUGGUUAUUAUGCUCUCACAACGGCCUCGCUUCUAUGCAUGGGUGAGGGGACUGCAACUGAAGAAGCGUUCAUUUGGGCCUCUAAUAAACCAAAAAUCAUUAAAGCUGCUUCACUUAUUGGCAGACUGAUGAAUGACAUCACCUCCCAUAAGUUCGAGCAGAAGAGAGAACAUUGUGCAUCAGCGGUUGAAUGUUGCAUGGAACAACAUGGAGUUGAAGAAGAAGAAGCAUAUAAAAUGUUGCACCAAGAAAUUGAAAAUGUUUGGAAAGAUAUAAACCAGGAGUUCAUGAAGCCAACUGCUGUAGCAACCCCUGUUCUUGACCGCGUUCUGAAUCUUGCACGCAUGUCAGAUGUUAUGUAUAAGGACGGUGACAGUUAUACCAAUCCUCAUUUGAUCAAAGACACCAUUAAUUUGCUGCUUGUCGAUCCUGUACCCGUUCACGAGCAUCUUCUUCCAUAAUAUAUUAUCCUAGCUCUAUAUAUAUAAUCAUAAUGAUUUCCUAUUAGAACAUCAUAAUGGAUUUUCCACUAAAUCUUUUAUUAUUAGUUUUUGGAUUGCUGUUAAAAUUUAAAAUUAGUGAAUUAUACGAGUUUGUUGAAAGACUAAAACUUUAAACGAGCAAAAUUAAAUAUA